This is a messenger RNA of Fundulus heteroclitus (mummichog), 2427 nucleotides long. It is a transcript of the gene camk2a, whose product is annotated as calcium/calmodulin-dependent protein kinase II alpha. Gene Ontology annotation, molecular function: calcium/calmodulin-dependent protein kinase activity; ATP binding; calmodulin binding. Gene Ontology annotation, biological process: protein phosphorylation. The record is from RefSeq and is a predicted model, not a curated record. The transcript is spliced from 18 exons. Gene Ontology annotation, cellular component: cytoplasm; neuron projection. Bases 94 to 1530 code for a protein of 478 amino acids. NCBI's taxonomy places the organism in Eukaryota, Metazoa, Chordata, Actinopteri, Cyprinodontiformes, Fundulidae.
CCUCCUCGCUGCUCCUCCUCAGACGGGUCUCACUCCCUGCCUUCAUCGCCUCCACCAUCAUCAUCCUCAGAGACUGGCCCCCUGACCCCCGCCAUGGCAACGGUCAUCAGCACGCGGUUCUCUGAUGAGUAUCAGCUGUACGAGGAGCUGGGCAAGGGAGCAUUUUCAGUGGUGCGGCGCUGUGUGAAGGUUCUGUCGGGUCAGGAGUACGCUGCCAAGAUCAUCAACACCAAGAAGCUGUCUGCUAGAGAUCACCAGAAGUUGGACCGAGAAGCUCGAAUCUGUCGAUUACUGAAACAUCCCAACAUCGUUCGGCUUCAUGACAGCAUUUCAGAGGAGGCUCACCACUACCUCAUCUUUGACCUGGUCACUGGUGGGGAGCUGUUCGAAGAUAUUGUAGCCAGAGAAUAUUACAGUGAAGCUGACGCCAGCCACUGCAUCCAGCAGAUCUUAGAGGCGGUUCUCCACUGUCAUCAGAUGGGUGUGGUCCAUCGAGACCUAAAGCCAGAAAACCUGUUACUGGCCUCCAAAUCUAAAGGAGCAGCGGUGAAGCUGGCAGACUUCGGCCUUGCCAUUGAGGUGGAGGGAGACCAGCAGGCCUGGUUUGGCUUUGCAGGAACUCCAGGUUAUCUGUCUCCAGAGGUUCUGAGGAAGGACCCGUACGGGAAGGCUGUGGACCUCUGGGCCUGCGGUGUCAUCCUCUACAUCCUGUUGGUCGGCUACCCUCCGUUCUGGGAUGAAGAUCAGCAUCGUCUCUACCAGCAGAUCAAAGCUGGAGCCUAUGACUUUCCUUCCCCGGAGUGGGACACGGUGACUCCUGAAGCCAAAGAUCUGAUCAACAAGAUGCUGACCAUCAACCCGGCCAAACGGAUCACAGCGGCAGAGGCACUAAAGCACCCCUGGAUCUCUCAUCGCUCCACCGUGGCAUCCUGUAUGCACCGACAAGAAACGGUCGAGUGUUUGAAGAAAUUUAACGCCAGGAGGAAGCUGAAGGGAGCCAUCCUGACCACCAUGUUGGCCACCAGGAACUUCUCUGGAGGAAAGAGCGGCAGCAACAAGAAGGCCGACGGAGUCAAGGAGUCGUCUGAGAGCACGAACACCACCAUCGAGGACGAAGACACCAGAGUGAGGAAGCAGGACAUCAUUAAAGUCACGGAGCAGCUCAUCGAGGCCAUCAGUAACGGAGACUUUGAGAGCUACACGAAAAUGUGCGACCCGGCUGUGACGGCCUUUGAGCCCGAGGCUCUGGGGAACCUCGUCGAGGGAUUGGACUUCCACCGCUUUUAUUUUGAAAACUUGUGGUCUAAGAACAGCAAGCCGGUCCACACCACCAUCCUGAACCCCCACAUCCACCUGGUGGGCGACGAGGCCGCCUGCAUCGCCUACAUCAGAGUCACGCAGUACAUCGACUCCAACGGCACGCCUCGCACCGCCCAAUCAGAGGAGACCAGGGUGUGGCACCGCCGGGACGGCAAGUGGCAGAUCGUCCACUUCCACCGCUCAGGAUCGCCCUCCACCCUUAACAACUAACGGCGUCCUCCAGAGUGGGUGGGGCUCUGACGGGACUGCUGCCGCCGUGACAACAGGACGACGCACAGCAGGCCAGCUGUUGUCUGACACCAACCAUUCAGCAUUUUCUUUGACGGGUGGAGGAGACCGCGGGGUUAGAAAGCUUCAGUCCGACUCACGCGGCAACGAAUCCCAUCAUCAGUUCAUCAAUCAGUCAUCCAGCCAAUCAGCUUCCUCUGCUCACACUGCAACCGACCAAUCAGCUCACUUGGUGCAGUAACCAGUGGUAGGAAACCUUGUAUCUCCAGCUGUAAGCACACAGCGCCCCCUGUGGUCAGAGCCUCUCACUGAUUAAUGUCUGUCGUUAGCUCUGAGGCUGCGAUGCUACUGAGCAUGUGCAGAAACGUCUGUUUACUCUAUCGUGUUCUUUCAUCAGACAUUUAUUAUGAAUGUGAGCUGGAAAUGAACAGAACCAGUAAUCUGGAUCAGAACGAGCCGGUUUACAGUCUGAGAGAUGCAAGGUUUCCCCCUGCUGGUCAGCUUAGGUAUCUGCGGUGAUAAAUAAUAAUGAGUUAUAGUUUAUUAUCUCUAGAGUUAAAAUAGAAACUGAUCAGAUUUUUUACUGAUUAUAUCCUGAUCAUAUGAUAGUUUUUUCAUUUGAGUGUUUGAAUACAGAUAAUUUUAACAUCAUUUAAAGGUAAAUUUCCAGGUGCCAUGCAGAGAGCCCAGAAGCUUCCACCAUCUCCAGCCUUCGAUCUUCCACUUCAUCCAGCCGCCCCGUCAGGGAGGGCCUAACGAGCUACCUUAACGAGCUGCCUGCUCCUGCACGGCUUCAUCAGCUGCUUUAUUGUUCAGGCUGAGAUGUUUCCCAUGGGGAGAAGAAGAGAGCAGGAAGGGAAGACUGAGAGGAAGUGUUUC